AUGGUUGAUGCAUAUGAAUACGUUCGUUUAGUUAAAUAUUCAAUAUUACAGAUGACAACAGGUCCAUCAUUAUUGUGCGAUUUGUUUGUUUUCAUUUAUUUUCUCCGAAAUUUUCGGAAGGAAGUUGUCAAUUCUCCUCAAAAUCACACGAUUUUAUGUUUAUUAUUAAUAAGUUUUAUCCAAAAAAUUACCGAUGUUCCUUUAUUACUGUAUUAUCUUCGCUGGGGAUAUGUUUUAAAAGAAUCGUAUGUCUUUUGCCAAUUUUGGAAUUGGCUGGAUUAUUCAUUCUGUUGUAUUAGUGCAUUCUUAAUCACAUUAUGUUCUUUGCAACGACACUUAUUCAUAUUUCAUCAACAAAUCAUGAAAAAACAAGGUUUUUUGAUCAUAUUUCAUUACAUUCCACUGAUUGUUUGUUUAAUCUAUGGUCCAAUCUUUUAUUUCAUUGUAAUUUUCUUUCCAAGUCAAUGUGAGAAUGUUUGGGAUUAUACGUUGAUCUUCUGUUCAGGUGCAUGUUACUCUUACGUUCCAUUUUUAGGCACUUUUGAUUGGUUAUUUCAUUAUGGUUCACCUAUGUUUGUAAUUCUCAUUGUCAAUCUUUGUCUCUUCUUUCGUGUUAUCGAACAAAAGCUUCAACGAAGACGAAUCAUCGAUUGGCGUCGACAGAAACGCAUGAUUGUUCAAUUGGCGUUUAUUUCAAUUCUUUAUUUUACAUUUAUGUUACCAGAGAUCAUCGUUGGCGUCAUCGAAGCUCUAUGGGAUCCGACAUUUCUCAGUGAUAUUCAGUAUUAUUAUUUUUACUAUAUGGCUUAUUUUGUCAAUCAAUUUUUGCCUUUUAUCAUCGUUGGUUCAUUACCAAAUAUUCACAAACAAUUCCGAGAAUGGAUUCUAUUUAUUAAACGGACAAUUUGUCUUAGAGGACAUAUUGAACCCUUAUAA
This is a messenger RNA of Adineta ricciae, 936 nucleotides long. NCBI's taxonomy places the organism in Eukaryota, Metazoa, Rotifera, Eurotatoria, Adinetida, Adinetidae. The record is from the annotation of a GenBank genome assembly.